AUGGAUGGAGCUAAGAAUACCCUCAUACUCUCGCGGGAUGUUGCAGAGGAAGAGAAGGAAGCGGAAGUGGCGGGGAACGCCAAGCAGCAGCAGCACAAUGAAAUACUUCGCUGGAACCAAAUUAAGGAGCAGGAAAAUAAAAAAUGGGAGACAGAGCUUAGCUGUGAGACAGGAGAAGACGGAGAGCCACUUUAUUGUCUAGACAUCUAG
Molecule: messenger RNA, 210 nt
Organism: Penicillium canariense
Lineage: Eukaryota; Fungi; Ascomycota; Eurotiomycetes; Eurotiales; Aspergillaceae
Exons: 1
Coding region: 1-210 (69 amino acids)
Source: RefSeq, a predicted model, not a curated record